CAGGACUCUGGCCCCUGACGCUUCACGCCCUGCUUUCCGGAAGCCUCAAAGCUUAAUCGCCCUCUCCCUCUGAUCCACCCUUUUCGGGACCGCCUCCUCCGACUCGCCCGGCACAGCCUGAUGACCGGUUUUGUCUCUUCCGCUUCCGUUUCCGUAUACUGGGGGUCUCCCCGAAGGCGGUGGGUGGCAUUGUUCACGCUGGGGUCGGGGACGCUGGGGUCGGGAAUUUGGUUUCCCCUUUACAAUCUUUCCUCCUCUCAGACACACCCACCCUUAUCCGAUUUGAGUGAUCUAUUUAAUCUGCUCUCUUGCAGAAGCGUGGUGAGGUCGGAACCUUUGUGCAGCCGGAACUAAGGUGCGCUACUCCGCUGGCAGCCGGAGGACUGCAUAAACAGGAAUACCAGUUUUCUUCUAGCAGUUGAUCACUGAGGUUCCGGUGGGGCAUUGGCGAGUGAGCUCUUCAGCUUCGUUUCCUGUUAUGCACCGACCGAAUUUUCGACCACCAACUCCUCCGUACCCCAGCCCGGGGAUAGGAGGUUGGGGUGGCGGAAACAACUUCCGGGGUACCCUGGGCGGGGGGCCGCGGCCGCCCUCCCCGCGGGACGGGUACGGGAGUCCGCACCACACUCCGCCCUGCGGGCCCCGGGCUAGGCCGUACGGGAGCAGCCACUCUCCGCGGCAAGGCGGCAGCUUCUCGGGGGCCCGCUUCGGGUCUCCGUCCCCGGGCGGCUACCCAGGCUCCUACUCCAGGUCCCCCGCGGGGUCCCAGCAUCAGUUCGGCUACUCCCCAGGGCAGCAGCAGACCUACCCCCAGGGUUCUCCAAGGACAUCUACACCAUUUGGAUCAGGGCGUGGUAGAGAAAAAAGAAUGUCUAAUGAGUUGGAAAGUUAUUUUAAGCCUUCAAUGCUUGAAGACCCUUGGGCUGGCCUAGAACCAGUAUCUGUAGUGGAUAUAAGCCAACAGUACAGCAAUACGCAAACAUUCACAGGCAAAAAAGGAAGAUACUUUUCUUAACAUUUCUGAAAUUCAACUGGAAGCCUCAUGUGUCAGGAACAUCUUGGACAGAACUUUUACUUGUGAAAAUGAGUUGAACCCAAAGAUGAUGACUUUGAAUAAUGAUUAGCAGACCCUUGGUAUAUCUCUAACUUUAUCAAGUGUUGAUAUUAGAGGAAAUGAUAGGGUAAUUUACAGUAUUUAGCUAUCUGGGAGUGUGUACCACGGAACACAGUUUUCAUAUUUAACAUUUCCAAGAUAACAAACAUUUGUUUUUUUCAGUGUUUUACAAUAAAACAUUUUUGUCUUCCUAAUUGUGAUUUUGUUGAUAUGUAGAAUUGCUAAAAUAAUGCUUCAUAAUCACUUAGAAUUUGAGGGUGUUUUACAGACUAUUUUUUUAACGAAAUAGAUAAGCUACCCUAGACAGUUCUCUAUAUAUUUAUUAAUAGAAAGUUGUUCUACAUUCAUUUUUUUGCAUUUCUGUUAAAAUAUUGAAACAAAAAAAAUCACUGGAAAUCACUUAACAUUACUUAUA
Rattus norvegicus (Norway rat) is the source of this 1529-nucleotide messenger RNA. It is a transcript of the gene Mplkip, whose product is annotated as M-phase specific PLK1 interacting protein. NCBI's taxonomy places the organism in Eukaryota, Metazoa, Chordata, Mammalia, Rodentia, Muridae. Gene Ontology annotation, cellular component: cytoplasm; midbody; nucleoplasm. The record is from RefSeq and is marked validated.